This is a messenger RNA of Diceros bicornis minor, 2624 nucleotides long. It is a transcript of the gene ZNF385C, whose product is annotated as zinc finger protein 385C. Gene Ontology annotation, cellular component: nucleus. The coding region runs from base 37 to 1551 and encodes 504 amino acids. Gene Ontology annotation, molecular function: nucleic acid binding; zinc ion binding. The transcript is spliced from 9 exons. The record is from RefSeq and is a predicted model, not a curated record. NCBI's taxonomy places the organism in Eukaryota, Metazoa, Chordata, Mammalia, Perissodactyla, Rhinocerotidae.
AGGUGGCGCGGCGGGCUCGGUCUCUGCCCCGCAGGUAUGAAGCGGCCCCUGAGCCCAUCUCCCCCGGGUGAGAAGGAGCCCCCCAUACCUGGAGCUGCUGAGUGUCCCCCUCGGCCGCCAGAACCGCCUAAGCCCAAACGGGAAAGAAAACGGCCAUCGUACACGCUCUGCGACGUCUGCAACAUCCAGCUGAACUCGGCCGCCCAGGCCCAGGUGCACUGUGGUGGGCGGGCCCACCAGAGGCGGCUCCGGCAGCUCAGCCUGGGAAAGACCCCCACAGGGCCAGCUGGCCCGGCCUCCAGUGCCCCCAGCCCCCUGCUGGCCUCCCUGCCCCUGCCUGCCAGGCCUCUGCAGCCCCCGCUGGACUUCAAGCACUUGCUCGCCUUCCACUUCAAUGGCGCCACCCCGCUCAGUCUCUUCCCCAACUUCAGCACGAUGGACCCGGUCCAGAAAGCUGUCAUCAGCCACACGUUUGGGGUCCCCUCCCCUCUGAAGAAGAAGCUCUUCAUUUCCUGUAACAUCUGUCACCUGAGGUUCAACUCAGCGAACCAGGCCGAAGCACAUUAUAAAGGCCACAAGCACGCCAGAAAACUCAAGGCUGUCGAAGCUGCCAAGAGCAAGCAGAGGCCACAAACCCUGGCCCAGGACAGGACGCUGGUGUCCCCAACCCCAACUCCAGCCAGCGAAGCCCCCGGAGAGCUGCAGAGCAAAGCAGUUCCUGGAGCCCCUUCUCCUGGGCCCCCACUCCAGCCACCACUGACUCCAGACCCUGCGCCCAGGGAGCCAGCACACUCGGACCUCUUGGAUGCUGCCUCCUCUUCCUCUUCUUCCUCCUGCUCACCCUGCUCCCCAGAGCCUGGGAGAGAGGCGCCAGGGCCUGAGCCGCCUGCGGCUGCUGCGGAAAGUAACGCGAGUGGGGAAGACAGGAGUGAGAGGGGGCGCCUCUACUGCCCCACGUGUAAGGUGACAGUGAACUCUGCCUCCCAGCUGCAGGCUCACAACACAGGAGCCAAGCACCGGUGGAUGGUGGAAGGUCAACAAGGGGCUCCCCGAAGGGGCCGGGGCCGCCCAGUGCCCCGGGGAGGAACCGGACACAAGGCCAAGAGAGUAACCGGGGGCCGGGGAGGCCGGCAGGGGCCCAGCCCCCCUUUUCACUGUGCGCUCUGUCAGCUCCAGGUCAAUUCAGAGACCCAACUCAAGCAGCACCUGAGCAGCAGGAGGCACAAAGACCGCCUGGCCGGGAAGCCCCCCAAGCCCUCCAGCCAGCACAGCAAGCUGCAGAAGCACGCAGCGCUGGCUGUGAGUAUCCUCAAGUCUAAACUGGCCUUGCAGAAGCAACUCACCAAGACACUGGCAGCCCGCUUCCUGCCUAGCCCGAUCCCCACCGCGGCCACAGCCAUCUGUGCCCUGCCAGGGCCCCUGGCCCUCCGGCCUGCCCCCACGGCAGCCACCACCCUCUUCCCGGCUCCGAUCCUGGGCCCAGCUCUGUUUCGCACCCCAACGGGAGCCGUCCGCCCUGCCACGGGACCCAUCGUCUUUGCCCCCUAUUAGCCCUACUAGGGGAGGCCAGGGCUGACAUCCCAGCAAUCGCUCUCCCCCUCCUCCUCUCCGAAAGGCCUCGGCUUCCUACAUCCCACAGGGCACCGCCUUUUACAGCCUCGGGGGUCCUGCCCAAACCAGGAAGAGCCGGCUAGUUUUAAGGGCAGUUGUCCUUCACUCAGUCUGGACUGGAGACUCACUCAACUAAUACCCCCUGGCCCAAGGACCAUCCAGCCCCACCCUCCUUUCCCUGGAUUUCUAGGGCUAGUCCUGGGCUCACUUGCAUUUCCCAGCCUGAUUUAGGGGGAGCAAACUGAGACAUCCCAAAGAUCUAUGCAAAAUCCUAUUCCAAGCCCCGUGGUGCUCUGGUUUCCCCCAUCCAAGACCUAUACUCGCAAGGCAGAGGCCCUAGGACUCUCAACUCCUUCUAGCCUGGGGACAAGUCUGUGACCUCUACUCCCAUGCCCUGGGGAGGAGGCCCUCCCCAUUCACUGGAUUCUCUGGAGAAUCACUGGAGAUGAGAGAUGGGGUCUCCAGCUGGAGUGGGUUCAAGGCUAUCUGGACAAGGUGACCGUGGGAGUGUGACGGAAGUCUGUGGAGGAGAAAGGGAGCAGUGCUAAGGGGGGCAAAGCCAAGGCGGGGUGGGGCAGAAAGCCCUUGGAGGCUUCAUCUGCUCUGACGGGAUGGGGCUAGGAUGGGGUAGGUGAGGGGGAUGUUCUGGCUGGGCCCAGUUUUAAUAGAGAAAGUGAUCAAUCCCACAAAAGCUCUCCCCUCUGAGCCUUUCAUUGAUUCUUCCUGAACCCCAGCUCCUGAGGUGGGUGCGCACUGGGUCUCCCUCAGACUAUGGACCCAGCUAACACUGGACCCCACCCCCCCGACCUGGCUCCCAAGCGAAGAGCGGUCCCCUCCAGCUCUUCACCCCACAUUGGUCCCCAGCACUAAAGGGGUUUCCCUCCUCCCAACCAGCACCCCAGGCCCCCUCACUGUGAAGCUGAGUGUUGGGACACAGUCUGAUAUACUCUCAAGACCCAUUUUCAUGCUGUCAGUUAAUGCCACAGCCCCAACGUUGCCGAGCACUGCCCCCC